Trachemys scripta elegans is the source of this 1264-nucleotide messenger RNA. It is a transcript of the gene TMEM235, whose product is annotated as transmembrane protein 235. The coding region runs from base 1 to 639 and encodes 212 amino acids. The record is from RefSeq and is a predicted model, not a curated record. NCBI's taxonomy places the organism in Eukaryota, Metazoa, Chordata, Testudines, Emydidae. Gene Ontology annotation, cellular component: apical plasma membrane. The transcript is spliced from 4 exons.
AUGGGGAUGGGGCGAGGCGCGGUGCCCGCGGGCGCCCUGUGCCUGGGCGCUGCGCUCAGCGGAAUCCUCAGCUUCGGGCUCCUGGCUGUGGCCAUCGGGUCGGACUCUUGGUACCUGCUGCGGGUGGAGCCGGCGCGGGACCCGGAGCUGCUCAGCUCCCACUCCGGGCUCUGGCGGGUCUGCGAAGGCAGGAACGUCUGCAUCCCACUGAUCGACCCAUUUGGGAGCGAAACCCAAGAGGUGCCCGCUUCACUGCAGCAUCUGAUCUGCAUGCACCGGGCCUUCGUGGUCAUGCUGCCACUCAGCCUCGUCCUCCUCGUCUUCGGCUGGAUCUGUGGCGUUGUCAGCUCCUUGGCACAAAGCUGCCAGCUGCUGCUCUUCACAGGCUGCUACUUCCUGCUGGGAGGCCUGCUGACUCUGACCGGGAUCAGCGUCUACAUCAGCUACUCGGGAGCGGCCUUCGCCGAGACCGUCCGCAUGUACAACCAGCAGCACUUUGACCACGUCCGCGUCAGCUUUGGCUGGUCCAUGGCACUGGCCUGGCUCUCCUUCAGCUCUGAGGUACUGGCUGGCUCCCUCCUCCUCCUCGCUGCCCAGCUCCUCAGCCUGCAGCAAGCCACACGCUCUGUGGCCAUCUGAGCCGCAGGGAGAUGGGCAGGGACCCCCCAGCGCUCUGCAGCCUCCUUGGGACUGACCUUUCUGCCAUCCCGUGCCCCACGCACCCAGCUGCAGGCCCCCUGCAUUGCAGCCCCUGCUGCUGGGAGGGAAGUGGGGAGGGGGCAGAGGCUAAAGCCCCACGGCAGCAGGUCCCUCCACCCCCUGGUGCUGCUGGCUGCAGCCUGGAUUCCCUGAGUUUUUGGGGCUGGGCCUGGCGGCUGGCUCCCCUCAAUCCAAUGGACCCUGGCUAUGAUGGAGGCCAGCCUGUUAGAGAGGGCCUGCACCCUCCCCACACAGAGCCAGCCGGCUGCAAGGAGGAGGAUGGGGACAAGGGGGAGCACCGGGCAGAUGGCUGCUGCACCAUGCUCAGACAUGGCUUGUGGAAGACCUGGAGCAGAGCAGGGAAGCCCAUCAGACCGGUGUCAAGCCUGGGGUGAAGGAAGCAGCGCCAAGGGGCAGUCAGCCCCAGCCUGACGCUUUUCUGCUUGCAGCCUGCCACAGCCCCCUGCUGCUACGCUUCAGCUGCCCUCCCACUGCCAGAGCACCUGGCCUCCCGGCUGUCCUGCCUCUGCCCAGCCUCUGUCCCAAUAAAAGCCUCCUCUGAUUC